UCUGACUGUAAUCCUAGCGCGUCACUUUGUUGAAGGCAAACACGUGGUUUGGGGAGCACUUAUAAAUCUCUGCUCCGGGCAGGAUCGUGAUGUUAUCUGCUGGCAGCAGAAGGUUUGCUCGGAGCGGAGCUGCCGGAGCUGCCGGCCAGAGAGCCAGGGCGUGAGAGUGAGAGAACGAGCAGAGAGCUGAGCCGCAGGGCAGGGGACAGGGAUGAAGGGCAGAAGCGUCAGGGUUUCAGGAGCCGUUCUGGAGCAACCCGGCUACAGAGAGGAGUAGGUAUCAGCAGAGGUCUACUUUAGGGCGGCUAGUACCUUCUUACCCUAACUGAGAAAGUGCAAACUUGCUGGAAGCCAGGAGAGGCUGGGGAAGGGUGGGAGUCUCCGAGGCGCCCCGCGGCCAACGCGCCCAGGAGGCGGUGUUGUUCCACAAGGGGUGAAGAAGGUGGCCGGUCUCUGUCGCCCUGUGGCCGCCCGGAGCAAGAGAAGUAGGAUCUGCAGGACGGAGCUGGAGGCUAGCCCCCUUUGCAGGCAUCAGCGGCGGCUGCAACGUGGAACGACCCAGCCGGGUGUAGGCCACAGCGCGGCCACAGGAGCGGGAUCGUCGCUGCCUGCUCCGGCCUCGGAGGAUCUCCGGGGCGGACAGUACCCCCACCGAGGCCCCGAGUGAGCCGCGCCGGGGCGCAUCUGCCUUCCCGCGGCUUGCCAAGCUCGCCCUCGGCGCGCGCACACGCACGCGCGCACACAUCCACACGCACACUCGUCCACACACGUGUGGAAGGCAGGGCCGAGCCGCUCGGUCUUUGAACAUCUCAGUUAGAGCCCGGCGCAGCCCCGGCUGCCGCUCUGCACUCUCCUGCCAGCCCCAGGACCUUCUCGUCUCUUCCCUUUUGGCCGAAGGAUCCGAGUUCAGAUCCGCCACUCCGCACCCUAGCCUGACACACUCACCCCCGCCCUUCCAGGGGAAAAACAAACCUUACUCCUCAAAGUGAGAGCCCCUACCCACACCCUUGAGCAUCGCAUAGUAACAUCUCCACGUUGGGAACGCGUUGCAUUUUCUUUUUUUAAAGGAGUCCCAGCCAGGGACAUUUUUCUAUUGGGCACUGACUUUCGAUUGCUUUGCAAAAGUUUCGCAUUAAAAGACAAACAAACAAACAAACAAGAAAAAAACUUUACCUGACCCGCUUUGAGAAUUAUUGGUUUCUUUAUAUUUAUAUAUAUAUAUAUACUUUUUUCUUACUUUAAACAACAACACCAACGACGUUUCCACCUUUUAAAAACAUGCACUACUGUGUGCUGAGAACCUUUUUGCUCCUGCAUCUGGUCCCGGUGGCGCUCAGCCUGUCUACCUGCAGCACCCUCGACAUGGACCAGUUUAUGCGCAAGAGGAUCGAGGCCAUCCGCGGGCAGAUUCUGAGUAAGCUGAAGCUCACCAGCCCCCCGGAAGACUAUCCUGAGCCGGACGAGGUCCCCCCGGAGGUGAUUUCCAUAUACAACAGUACCAGGGACUUACUGCAGGAAAAGGCAAGCCGGAGGGCAGCCGCCUGCGAGCGAGAGCGGAGCGAUGAAGAGUACUACGCUAAGGAGGUUUAUAAAAUCGACAUGCCGUCCCACUUCCCCUCUGAAACUGUCUGCCCAGUUGUUACAACACCCUCUGGCUCAGUGGGCAGCUUUUGCUUCAGACAGUCCCAGGUGCUCUGUGGGUACCUUGAUGCCAUCCCGCCCACUUUCUACAGACCCUACUUCAGAAUUGUCCGCUUCGAUGUCUCGAUGAUGGAGAAGAACGCUUCUAAUUUGGUGAAGGCAGAGUUCAGAGUCUUUCGUUUGCAGAAUCCCAAAGCGAGGGUGGCCGAGCAGCGGAUCGAACUGUAUCAGAUUCUCAAAUCCAAAGACUUAACGUCUCCAACGCAGCGCUACAUCGAUAGCAAGGUUGUGAAAACGAGAGCCGAGGGCGAAUGGCUCUCCUUCGAUGUGACGGACGCCGUGCACGAGUGGCUUCACCACAAAGACAGGAACCUGGGAUUUAAGAUAAGUCUGCACUGCCCCUGUUGCACCUUCGUGCCAUCUAAUAAUUACAUCAUCCCGAAUAAAAGCGAAGAGCUCGAAGCCAGAUUCGCGGGUAUUGAUGGCACCUCCACAUAUAGCAGUGGUGAUCAGAAGACUAUAAAGUCCACUAGGAAGAAAAACAGUGGGAAGACCCCUCAUCUCCUGCUAAUGCUGCUGCCCUCCUACAGACUGGAGUCACAACAGUCCAAUCGGCGGAAGAAGCGUGCUUUGGAUGCUGCCUAUUGCUUUAGAAAUGUGCAGGAUAAUUGCUGCCUCCGCCCUCUUUACAUUGAUUUCAAGAGGGAUCUUGGGUGGAAAUGGAUCCAUGAACCCAAAGGGUAUAAUGCCAACUUCUGUGCUGGGGCAUGCCCGUAUCUGUGGAGUUCAGACACUCAGCACACCAAGGUCCUCAGUUUGUACAAUACCAUAAAUCCGGAAGCUUCUGCUUCUCCUUGCUGUGUGUCCCAAGAUCUGGAGCCUCUCACCAUCCUCUACUACAUUGGCAACACACCCAAGAUCGAACAACUUUCCAACAUGAUUGUCAAGUCUUGCAAAUGCAGCUAAGGUCCUCAGAAAGGCCACGACACGAAAACCACGGUGACAAUGACACGAAAACCACGGUGACGACGACAAGAAAACCACGGUGACGAUGACGAUGUUUGUGACACGAGGGAAUUUUGAUUCAUCAGUGUUUAGAGAAAUCGGAGAAAAAUCGGUACUAGUUCAAACAUUUUGCGAGCUUGUGUUUUGUUCGUUAAAACUGGCAUCUGAGAUUACAGCAGCAGCAACAACAAAAAAGAAAACAUGGAAGGCUUUAGUCUGCAUUUCACCUACUUUUUGUGAGAGACACAAAAAGGAAAUGUCUUUUUUUUAAAGGAAAAAAUAAACACUGGAAGAAUUUGUUAGUGUUAAUUAUGUGAAAGAAAAAACAAAACAAACAGGAAAAUCCGUUCAGCGGAGUUGUAUGUAUUGUCUCCACCCUCACCUCAGCCCUGCUUCUUUCCUGGAUCCUCAGUAUUGCUCUGCAGCACACACUCUCCCCGUCCCUUCCUCUGAGCUCUCAGUGGGUUAUUUAUUGUGUGUUACUAUAUAAUGAACCGUUCACUGCCCUUGGAAAACAAAACAGGUGUAUAAAGUGGAGACCAAAUACUUGGCCAUAAACUCAUGGAUGGCUCAAGGAAUUUGAACUCAAAUGAGCUGGAAAAACAGGAGGUCAUAUGGGAUGAAGCCCUCUUGAGUCCUUAUAUGACCGAGCAAAUCUGCGAAAGCAUAGAAGCCCCAAGAAGAUGCACUGUGCAGCAAGUGAUAGCAGAGGCUUCCUGGACAGCCAUACACUGAGAAGGCCUGUUAACGAAGAAAACUUGGAGUCAGUGGGAAUCUGGAAGCUUGCUUUUUUUUUCUCGUUUAAUUGUAAAUGGUUCUUUGCCAGUUUAAGCAAGCCAGUGAAAUGUUGACCUGUUUUGAUGUGUAUUGUCAGACUUUGGACCGUGAAGUGUCUGGAGAGCUCUGAUACAGGUUGUUUUCCUUUGUCCUGGUAUAUGUAAUCACAGUGAUACUAUUAAAAUAGGUGGGUCUAGAAGCCAGCAUAAUUGAAAACACAUCUGCAGAUCCGUUUUUACAAACCGUUAAAUCAAAACAUUAACUACUUUAUGUGUAAUAUGUAGAUCCAUGCCAUAUUUUGAUAUUCUGUAAUAAUGAUUAUGGUUUAGAUUGAACUUAAAUUUGACUCUCUUUUUUAAUGAUCAUUCAAGAUUGUAUGUUUGUUUCCUUUAGCUGGCCAGUACCUUUGAAUAAAACCCCUAGAUUUUGACUUGCACUACAAAUUCAUUUUUUUAAAAAUAAUAUUUCCUCUGCUUGUCGUUUAUGUAUUGACCAUUUAAUGACCUAAGAUACCUGGAUUCAUUUCCCCCUCUUUCCUGUUCUUUUCUGAAAGACGAAACACAAAGACAAACGAAAACAAAAAGGUGUGUUUGAGUUCUACGCUCUUCACCCAUUUUUCUGUGUCAGUACUAGCUUGUCAAGCUGGAUGACAGAGUUCUCCAAGGAAGACGGAGCUGUGUCAGUGCAGACAGUUGAACACAAAAAUAGUUUCAGAGAGGGUUUAAGAAUCUAAACUCAGAACCCUGGUAACUGGGCGAGGAAAAGUUUCUCUAGCUUUCUUUAAUUCAUAUAUUUGUGGAAUUUUGUUGUUGUUAAAAAGCAGACAGUUAAAGAAAAAAAAGCACUUUUUUCUUUAAUCAGGCUUUUGGUUCCAUGGGGAGAUUUGAAAGAUAACACACAUGGGUUGAGUUUUUCAAAGUGAGGAAAAAGUCCAGACCAUCUUUUGUCAUUUCGUUAAUUUCCCCGAAGUUCUGGUCUUGAAAGAAAUUCUUUGAAGGUUGAAAAGGCACAAGCCAAAUUCUCCCUUGUCAAAAUUUUCUUCCUUUCAUCUGGGUGAGAAUGCUCUAUGGCUGAGGUUAGCUUUGGCUUAAGGAAAUAGGUUGUCCUAUUUUUCAGAGGUGGCACCUGGCAAUGGGCUUUGUCACUUAUGUAGCUUCAAAAUACAAACUAAACCACAAGCAAUAUUUAUGGUCUUAUCCAGAUAUGGAAUUUAUAGAAUAUUUAUGGCCAAAGGGAAAAUACAGUGAGUUGUGAAUACAAAGAGACUUUUUUUUUGAUAUGGUAAAUCAAAUAGUGGGGAGAUUUUUCUCAAAAUUCAUGAAAAUGAGGAAAGGGAUUUGCAAACCAGAAGACAGACAUCAAGCCCUGGUGAAUGUCUCUUGUGUCCUGUGCAACACAAACCCAGAUUUGCCUGUGUGUUCUUUUGCUGUCCCCUUCCACUCUUCUGUUAUUUCUGUGUUAUGACCCCCUUAUUUCUGCAGGUAUUUUCUCUCAGAGAAAAUGACUGUUUUUGCUCUGUAUGAUUUUCUCUCUCCUUCUGAAUGCACUGACUGUUCUUUUUGAAGGUUUCUUGAACUUUUCUCUCUGUCUCUUUUAAAGCCUGUGGGAUCUACAGGUCUUUAUUUCCCAUUAGUAAAUAUCGCCAUGGGAGAGGUAGUAGGAGUGGGGAGGGGCGUGUUAGUAUAUGGGUGGGGCAGCAGAUUGUAUGUGUUAAAUGACAGUACAAUUUUAUGGUUGGCAUGGUUUUUAAAGAAUGGGAAUAUAAGAAUAGCUGUUAUGUGUUUUGAUGACCAAUUAUGCUGUAUUUUAACACAAUGUAUGUCUGGUUUUUGUGGUGCUCUAGUGGUAAAUAAAUUAUUUCAGUUAUA
This is a messenger RNA of Mesocricetus auratus (golden hamster), 5291 nucleotides long. RefSeq names its product transforming growth factor beta 2 (gene Tgfb2). The transcript is spliced from 8 exons. Lineage: Eukaryota; Metazoa; Chordata; Mammalia; Rodentia; Cricetidae. Gene Ontology annotation, molecular function: cytokine activity; type III transforming growth factor beta receptor binding; growth factor activity. The record is from RefSeq and is a predicted model, not a curated record. The coding region runs from base 1279 to 2607 and encodes 442 amino acids. Gene Ontology annotation, biological process: regulation of cell population proliferation; transforming growth factor beta receptor signaling pathway; SMAD protein signal transduction. Gene Ontology annotation, cellular component: extracellular region.